CAGGUUGAUCGUAACACCAACAUCAUGACGUCUGCUGGGUAUCGUGUGGAUGAGGGCAUCAUUUGAUCACACUCGCAAGAUGAAGAGAUGUGAAGUCAAGUCGAGUCCAAUUCGUGGCACAUAUAAAGGACCGCUGUUGUCCAUCACAAUGUCGAUAUCCCUCAUCAAACAACCAUUCAUAUCUACAACUCGAAUCGCCAUCUCCUCCACAGCUUCUCGGAAACUGCCAGAGUCUUCUGCAACAUGUCUCUCAAGAUGAACCUCAUUCGCCUGGCCGUGUUCUUCGCGACCACGGCAGUCGCCGCGCCGACGGCGAGCGCAUCCGACGAACCGAUCUGCGAGGGAAACUACCUCGUUGAGAAAUGGGGCAAGGUCGUGGCCCAACCGACAUACAACUCCACCUACUUUGGCGAGUUCAGGGGCUGCCAGUCCAGCGGCCUCGCCAGACGCGCGGAUUACGACACCAAAGUCGAGGCGGGCGACGACUCCUGGAACGAUGGUUACAUCGUCGAUCAAAUCAAGCCUCCACACGACGAGCUCUGGGACCGCGUCCUCGAACUCUGCUACUCGACCUCCUGCGACGGCGAAAAGAGCAUCACCGUGGACAACCAGGAAAAAGCCAACCUGGUCAUGUCGAUGGACGGCAAUUUCGCCGACUCCGCGCUCCGCGACGACUUCCUCGCCCUGAUCAAGGAGGCCUUCUACCGCGCCUUGGAGGAGACCUCGAAUGAGGUUUUCAACCAGGCGAAACAUGUCAAGGGCCCGGGUUACUUGCACGCCACCAGUGGCUACGGCGAUGCCAGUGGUUUCUACCUGACCAUGCGCAUGCACACGGAGAGCCCGGAGCAGCCCGGAUGCCCCGCCUGGGUCAAUGCCAUCAAUGCCGCUGGGGCGCUGGUCCCUCAGCUAAGCGGUGUUUUCGGAGUCGCAGGCGCUAUUUGCGCCGCCCUCGACUAGCUGCCUUCCACGUGAGAGAUGGGAGCGGGACAGAUGGACUGGGAAACAUUCCUGUCCAUUGUGGUUCCCGUCUGUCCAGG
Dissoconium aciculare CBS 342.82 is the source of this 1037-nucleotide messenger RNA. RefSeq lists its product as uncharacterized. The record is from RefSeq and is a predicted model, not a curated record. Lineage: Eukaryota; Fungi; Ascomycota; Dothideomycetes; Mycosphaerellales; Dissoconiaceae. The transcript has a single exon. The coding region runs from base 244 to 957 and encodes 237 amino acids.